This is a messenger RNA of Haemonchus placei, 210 nucleotides long. Lineage: Eukaryota; Metazoa; Nematoda; Chromadorea; Rhabditida; Trichostrongylidae. The record is from the annotation of a GenBank genome assembly.
AUGCGAAACUAUUUUGCAAAGCUUCAGUAUACAUUUCGUAAAAAUGCUAAACAAUUGCGGGAACUCUCGCUUGAUGAGCUCCUUCGAAGGAAGAACAAUCUCGAAUCGGAAAUGGAUGAAGAGUUGAGGGAUUUACAAAGAAGGUAUCAAGCGAAACGUCAGCCGAUUCUUGAUGUAAUUGCAGCCAAGAAGAGGAGGAACGCGAACUGA